AUGCCCAGUUUGCGGAAGCUGGUGCGUCCCACGGAUUGGGAGACCUUGCGCUCCCUCGUGUGCCGUUCCGUGGUGCCCACUGGAGCGGACGAGGACGCGUCGCCCGUGCCGCUGAAUGGAAUGACAUUGCAGCUACCAGGACAUACGGGAGGCUUGCAAGCGCUGAGGAAGCUUCUUUUUGUGGCUUCUGUACAUCCCAUUCGUGCCAGCCAGAAGGUCUGGCUGUUUCUCAGCAACUUUAAACCUCAGAAGCGACCAAGAUCCCUGCCAGCUUUGGACGGCAUCCAAGAAACCACUGCGACCAGUGAGACCAUUUUGCGAGAUCGAGUCGACCAUGUCACAACUCUAGCCAUCUUCAAAGAGCAAAGAUUGGUUGAGAAUGGCCGGGGGCAUCUCUACUACUCCGUUCUCGGGGAAUCGAUUCUAAACGAUGCGGUGGCCAUCACCCUCUUCGGCAGCUUUACCGACUUGGUGAAAUCUGGAGAGGUCGUGGAUGGCCCCGUAGCCUUGAGGAUUCUAUUGGACUUUUGUGGCGUCUUCCUGGCUUCCACGUUGAUGGGCGUGGCAGGCGGUCUGGCCACCGCGUUUCUGCUGAAGACGGCGCGACUGGGUGCUGGAGCUUGUGAAGGUGAACAUUUCUUUUUUAAUGUCCCAGAGAUUGGAGUCGCCUUGGUCUUGGCAUAUGUGCCUUUCUUGGCCGCGGAGGCCUGCAAUUUGUCGGGCAUCGUGGCCAUCAUGUUUGCAGGCAUCACCACGCGACAUUACGCCCAUUUCAACCUCACUCAGGUGACGCGUCAGAUUUUCCUCCCGACGAUCGAGCUGAUCGCCUCGCUUUGCGAGACUUAUGUCUUCAUCCUCUUGGGCCUUGGAGUCUUUCUCAUGAAGCGCGCCUACUCCUUCCCGUUGGUGGCCUGGACGCUUCUUCUUUGCCUCCUAGGUCGGGCUUUGAACGUCUACCCGCUGGCUCUGCUGACCAACCGGCUCUCUUCGGGACCCACGAUGUCGGUGAAGGAGAUGCAUAUGGUUUGGUUUGCAGGGCUUCGGGGGGUCAUCGCCUUCAUUUGCGCCUUGAGUUUUCCUAAGCAGGAAGAUCAUCAGGACUACUUGCUGUGCACGACCGUGAUCCUCGUGGGUGCGUCCUUGGUCUUCAUGGGUUGGCCCACCACCGGUCUCCUGCGGUGCCUCAAGCUGGACGCAGCCUCCGAAGCGCAGGAGCCCCUCGCGGCCCGCGCGCCCCGGGUCUCCUGGGCCACCAUGCCGGGGAGCCGCGCGGUGCGAAGAGCAUCUCAGAGGUUAAAAAAGCUGCUGAUGACGCAAGAUGCGGUGGUUGAAGAGGAGAUGAACGAAUUCGAGGAGAGCAACGGUGGCACGGGUGCCGCGCCGUCCGCUGCACCGAUGGGCUGCAUGGGCCUAGGUAGUUUUGACGCUGCUGCCAGUAACCGCGGCGCCCGGUGGUCAGCUCCAGGAGUACUAGGCUCCAGUGCCGAGCGCACGAGCCGAGCCAUCGGCAGCCAGCGGCGGCCGAAAUGCCUGGAGAAUGAGGCUUCUCCAAACACUAAGUUGACGCGAAGUCGAGAGCUGGAGGCUUCUCUUAACAGUAAGUCGGUAAGUCCUUUGAGUUUGCCCUCUUAG
Messenger RNA from Durusdinium trenchii, 1632 nucleotides. Lineage: Eukaryota; Dinophyceae; Suessiales; Symbiodiniaceae. The record is from the annotation of a GenBank genome assembly.